UAUGAAAAGGAAAAAGUAUAAUUACAUUAAGCUAUACCUGCCAAUUGUACGAACUACGUAAUAAUGGAUCCUUUAGCGACAAAGUGGUAAACAAUAUUAUGCGAUAUCGCAUUUCAACAAUAUUUAACAGAUGUGUAAAGAGUUGAACGCGGCGCACGCUCGAAUACAUGCUUUGAUAUUUCAUUGAAUUUUCGUCACUUCGGUUAAACGAGCAAUCUUGGUGAUUGUUUAAUAAAAAAUCCAUAGUUCACACAAAAGGAUAGUAUUAUUCCGUACUAUGAGAAUGCUUUGUAAACAAAAAUAUUAAGGAAUAAAUUAAAAUUUUAAGUACUAAGCGUCCAAAUGUUCAGUCGACAUCUAGCGAGAAAGGCCGACUGGUCUCUCUCCAUGGUCCGUGCUCGGCAAUACUCUUAAACGGUCUCUUGCUACUAGCAAUCAUUGUCCAAGAACUCGACGUGACAAGUACACACGUUUACAUAAUAAUACGUAUCUAUACGAUUUGUUAUAAACUUUACUAAAAAGUUUAGAAAUCAGAGAUUCCACAUUUGAAGAAGAUGGGCGAUAAGGUUGCACCCGUAACAACCGCUACUGCAACGUCAGCGACGAAUUCUCCUCAAUCAGCAUCUGCUAAGGAUUCUGCUGCUGCGUCAAAGUCGAAACUGAAGAAACCUCGUGCAAAACAGACACAUCCACGUACUGCAGAAAUGGUCACCGCGGCUAUAAAAAAUCUCAAGGAACGUGGUGGUUCUUCGCUACAAGCCAUUAAAAAAUAUAUUGCUGCCACGUAUAAAUUGGAUGCCGAGAAGCUUGCACCUUUCAUUAAGAGGUAUCUGAAAACUGCUGUGACCUCUGGUAUUCUGGUUCAGCCCAAGGGUAAGGGAGCAUCAGGAUCGUUCAAAAUCUCGUCUGGAAAAGUUGAAGUUGUGAAAUCCGAAGCUCCGCGUCCUGCGCGCAAAGCUGCAGCCACGAAGAAAGUUGCAGUCACCAAGAAGGCUGCACCUGUGAAAAAGCCAGUUGUCCAGAAGAAAACAGCUCCUAAGAAAGCUGCUGCUACUCCUACCAAGAAAAAAGCGGCUGCAGAAAAGAAAAAUGCUGCAAAGAAAGCUACUGUCAGUGAAAAACAAAAAGUAACUAAGGCAACAGUCGUAAAAGCUGUUAAGUCAAAAACUCCAUUGAAAACGAAAAAGGCUGCAAAAUCUCCGGCAACCAAAGCUAAGAUACCCAAACCGAAAAAAGUUGCACCCUCGAAAACUGUAAAGGCUGCUCCGAAGAAGAAAGGAGGUUCGUACUGGUUCGUACGAUCAAUAGAGUUUUGUUGCAUGAUGCCACCUAAAACAAGCGGCAAAGCGGUAAAAAAGGUCGGCAAGGCACAAAAGAACAUCGGUAAGGCUGAUAAGAAAAAGAAACGCAAAAGAAAGGAGAGUUACGCUAUUUAUAUCUACAAGGUUUUGAAGCAAGUCCAUCCCGACACUGGAAUAUCAAGUAAAGCUAUGAGCAUCAUGAAUAGCUUUGUUAAUGACAUCUUCGAACGCAUUGCUGCUGAAGCUUCUCGCUUGGCGCAUUACAACAAACGAUCCACUAUUACAUCUCGGGAGAUACAGACUGCUGUGAGACUCCUGUUACCUGGUGAACUGGCUAAGCACGCCGUUAGUGAAGGAACAAAGGCUGUCACGAAAUAUACGAGCUCCAAGUGAACAAUUAUAUGAAAUAAAAAGGGCCCUUUUUAGAGCCACCAAAAUUA
This is a messenger RNA of Cephus cinctus (wheat stem sawfly), 1741 nucleotides long. RefSeq names its product late histone H1. Gene Ontology annotation, molecular function: protein heterodimerization activity; DNA binding; structural constituent of chromatin. The transcript has 2 exons. Bases 555 to 1694 code for a protein of 379 amino acids. The record is from RefSeq and is a predicted model, not a curated record. Gene Ontology annotation, biological process: nucleosome assembly. Gene Ontology annotation, cellular component: nucleosome. NCBI's taxonomy places the organism in Eukaryota, Metazoa, Arthropoda, Insecta, Hymenoptera, Cephidae.